Bicyclus anynana (squinting bush brown) is the source of this 5284-nucleotide messenger RNA. It is a transcript of the gene Hil, whose product is annotated as hillarin. NCBI's taxonomy places the organism in Eukaryota, Metazoa, Arthropoda, Insecta, Lepidoptera, Nymphalidae. The transcript is spliced from 15 exons. The record is from RefSeq and is a predicted model, not a curated record. The coding region runs from base 371 to 2800 and encodes 809 amino acids.
GGCAGUUCUCGACCGGCCCCCGCGAGCGUCGCGCGUCCCAGAGGGCCCUGUUAAUGACCUAACAACUGUCAAAUCGAGUCAUAGACAAGAUUCGUUCUUUUUAAGUGUUUUCCUAUGUACCGUUGCGUUUCUUUGAGGUUUCUUUUAUUCCGUUAGUGCUGUGUUGUGAGAUUAGAUUGGUGUACACGUAAUGUAUUUAGAUUUACAGUAAAAGGUACCGCGUAAGCAGAUUUUAAUGAUGGCAAUCUCAUGGUAGAGAAUCGAUAACAAUCAGACAAUGCGGCAAGUGUAACAAAGUGACCGAUAAGUGAACAGAGUGAAGUGAAAGUGAAGUGUAUUCUAAUUAUGACGUGACCAAACAGCCGACGCCAUGUACCGGCCGAAUUUCUAUGAGAGCACGUGCUUUAGAUGCAACGAGAUCGUGUACCAAGUGGAUCGGGUUGGUCCACUCAAGGACUUCACUUUUUUCCACAGUGGAUGCUUCAAAUGCGCGGUGUGUGGAACGAAACUUACUUUGAAGACGUACUACAACAACCAGCACUGGACUGAAGACAAAGAGGUGUACUGCUCGAGUCAUGUGCCCAAAAUCGGGCCCGGGCACUUGGACAACUCGUCCGUGGGCAUACGGAGCGCGCUCAAUGUGCCCAAAAGCAACAACUACGUGAAUGAACAGAUCCGAGGGCACGCCAGGAACAGCUAUGAGACUGAACUGUCGCCCACUCGCGCGACAAACGGCGGCAGCGUCCACGCGUCGCCCGCGCGGGAGGUGUCGCGCGACACGCCCGACUACCAGUACGGGCGGUUCGACGCGAGCGCGCUACACAUAGCACACGCGCUGAAGCAAACUGAACUGCAGAAGGCCUACCACAGGCCUAAGGAGAAGCCCAUUGAUUGCUAUCUGGAUCGAGAUGAACAGACAAAGUUGGAAAUGAAACAUCGACAAGAAGAAGAUGAUUUGUACAGAAAAUUUUCCAAACACCGAGAAGAAGAAAACAGAAGAAUACGAGAAGAAAUACAGGAUGAAUGGGAAAGAGAGCUAGAAAGGUUGACAAACAGAUUCCAACAAGAAAUGCAAGUCAAAAAACGGAGGCCAGAGUCGGAAAUCGGCGCACUGACCCUGCGGCACCAGCAGGAGAGAGCGGAUCUUGAGAAGAAUAUGACUCUACGGAGAGAUAAGAAGAAGGAGAGUUUAACGAGGAAAAUGUUGGAACAUGAAAGGGCAGCAACAGCGGCUCUAGUAGAGAAGCAAAGUCACGAGAUGAUGGAGCUGAUCACAGAGAGACGCUCGGAGUACAUGGCGGGCUCCUCCCUGUACAUCGACGGCGAGGAGGCGCCCCCCUACCCCGCGCGCGCGCCUCCCCCACAACCACCCCUCGUCUCCAAGUUCCACAUAUACACAGACCCCACCGAGUUUGCUGAUGUCGACAAAAUUGCUAUAUCGGUAGCACAAGAAGACCAAAAAACGUUCACAGACCUCGUACGCCAGCUCGUGGGUCGCUGCGCGAGCGACGUGGAGAAGGCGCGCACUAUCUUCCGCUGGAUCACUGUGAAGAACCUCAACAACAUACACUUCGAUGACAACCUCAAAGGGGACUCCCCGUUGGGACUCCUUCGAGGGAUCAAACACGGCACUGAAAGUUACCACGUUCUUUUUAAGAGAUUGUGCAGCUACGCAGGUCUCCACUGUGUCGUUAUAAAAGGCUACAGCAAAUCAGCCGGCUACCAACCAGGAGUCAGAUUUGAAGAUAACCGCUUUAGAAACUCCUGGAAUGCGGUAUACGUGGCCGGCGCCUGGAGAUUUGUACAAUGCAAUUGGGGUGCAAGGCACUUGGUGAACGCGAAAGAUGCACCCAAACCAGGGAAUAGAGGGAAGAGUGAUAGUUUAAGGUACGAAUACGACGACCACUACUUCCUGACGGACCCGCGCGAGUUCAUCUACGAGUUCUACCCGCUGCAGCCGGACUGGCAGCUGCUGAAGACGCCCAUCACGCUGCACGACUUCGAGGAGUUGCCCUUCGUGCGCUCGCUGUUCUUCCGAUACGGCCUGUACUUCAGUGACCCGAACACUAAAGCUGUCAUGUUUACAGACUCCACAGGUGCGGCGACUAUGCGCAUAGCCAUGCCGGCACACAUGCAGAGCUCGCUCAUCUUCCACUACAACCUCAAGUUCUACGACACGGAGGGUGACGGCUUCGAUGGCGUCAGUCUCAAGCGAUUCGUCAUGCAGUCGGUAGUAGGCAACGUGGUAUCGUUCCGAGUGCACGCGCCUUGUAGCGGCGCCUUCCUGCUGGAUAUCUUCGCCAACGCAGUGACGCCGCGCGAGUACCUCACCGGGGAACCCAUGAAGUUCAAGAGCGUUUGCAAGUUUAAGAUAUGCUGUGCAGAGCUGCAGACGGUGAUGGUGCCGCUGCCCGACUGCGCGAGCGGCGAGUGGGGCCCGACGAAGGCCACCAGACUCUUCGGACUUGUUCCCAUUACUCAUCAGGAGGCGUUAGUAUUCGCGGGUCGGGAACUUGAAAUCCAGUUCCGAAUGUCGCGCCCUCUCGCGGACUUCAUGGCUACGCUUCAUAAGAACGGCGUGGACGAGAAGCGACUCUCCAAAUACGUGCAGCAGAACGUUUCUGACGACAUUGUCAACUUUUACAUCACUUUCCCUGAGGAGGGUCAAUACGGACUGGACAUAUACACGCGUGAGCGCGGCGGCCCCACGGCGAUACACCAAAACGGAUCCACUGAGAAAGAGAAGCAUCUCCUGACUCACUGCUGCAAAUAUCUCAUCAACAGUAGCAAGAGAAAUUGAAGGGAUUCAUACUUUUUUACAUCUUUUUCCGGAACUUUUACUUAAUACAAUAAUUUGCGCCGCGUAGCGUAGAUUGUAUGGGAUUUGACACAGGCUAAUUUUUCCUUAUUGAGAACUCAUUCUUCCUAGUCUGGCUUUUUAUCCUCUAAACCAUAAUGUGAUCGUGGGCCAUGAAUCGUAAUCUUCUGGUAGGCACCAAAAAUGACAUCACACCGAUAGUCACGAAAUUAAGUAUCAUUUGUGGCAAACUAUAACCUAUGGCAGGACUGGUGACUAUGAGUAGAUAGAUAAGUAAAUAGACAACUGACGUGAUCACCUGACGUUCAAACGAUAUAUUUGAAACCAAUUUGUUAAUUAAAAUUUGCUACAAAUUGAGGCUGUAAUUUUGUGCUCGAGUUCGGAACACAUUUACUUUUAAUAAAAGCAUAUAACCUGACAUAGCUCAAAGAGUUGCGAAGCUCAAGUGGCAAUGGGCGGGGAACAUAGUUAGAAGAGCCGAUGGACGUUAGGGGUCCCAAGGUGCUGGAAUGGCGACCCCGCACUAGAAAGCGCAGUGUUGGUCGACCCCCAAGGUGGACUGACAUUAUCGAGCGAUUCGCUGGAUCCAGAUGGCUCAGUAUCGUGAUGUUUGGAAGUCCCUACAAAAGGCCUAUGUCCUGCAGUGGAAGUCCAUCGGCUGAUAUGAUGAACCUGUUAGUAAUUGAUAUUAAUCGGCAAACCUGCUUGGACCAUGGCUCACGAUAAAUAAGUCGAAUCGUCAUACCUCGUUUCUUUACAGAGUUUUGAGGAAACGCGAUGAAUGUUCUCUACUUGUCUAUUUACUUUCUACUCUAAGCAGACUUUAAAGGCAACUUUUAUCAACGGCCACGGGUAUCGUACACAUUUUAUUAUUAAUGUGGUUUUGCACACAGAAAAACACUAAUAAUUUAGUGUUAAAACGAAAUGGCGAUUUCCAAGAUGUUUUAUUUGAUAUUAAAACGUAAUAUAAGAAUUAUAUCCAAAUGUAGAUAUUAAUAGAAAAUAAAAGCCGUCCAUUAAUAUAAUCAUUUAUUAAGUAAUUAUUAUAAUUAAUACAUUAAUUAUUGCCUAUAUAAUUUUAUACAUAUGAUUUGUAAAUUUAUUCAAGUGUUAUUUUUAAGUACUCUAGGUUGUGUUGUGCAAUCCAAUUGCAUUUUACGUUAUUUAUCAUUAAAUACAAUUUACAUAAAUAUACUUGUAUUUUAAAAUAUUUGAGCUCACGAUUUUUAGUUAAAGACUAAUUAAUUAAUUAAUGACAAUAUUUUUAACAUAAAAUAACAGAUGAGUAAAUAAUAAUAAAUGAGAUAGAGAUACAGAGAUGAUUUCCAAAACUAAUUAAAAACAAAAAAACAAUUACUGCUUUAAUUGUGUCAGCAAAGUAAUUACGAUUAUUAAUUCUUGAAAAUAUUGACACAAGUUUUAGACACGAAAAACAAUAACUUUUGUAGACAUAGGAUUGUUAAUAGGAAAUAAAAUCAGUUCAUAGUAAAAGGUGAAUUUCUUAAUUAAUUUUUGAAUACAUAUUUCAAUGGUCAGUGAAUGCACAAAAUAUCGUGAUUAAAAUCGUUAAAUCAUGCUUUGAUCCACAAAACCUACGGUACUAAACAUCUACAGAUUGUCAUCAUUAUUGAGACGCACGGAAGUGCGUCAGCCAAAUUAGGGAGAAUGGCAAUCAAAGCGACAAGGUAUCUUUCAUCAUUUGAGGCCACUUUUGUCUAUUUAAAUAAUUUACGGAGAUGUAAAUUGUUUUUAUUUUGAUUAUUAAUUGAUGAUGGAAGUUAAAGGAUUCGCUUAAUCCAAAAUUGUAUAGAGCCCAGGAUCAGUCAUUGUACCCUGGCGGAAAUAAAAGAAAAUAUUUUUUUAACUAUUUUUGAUUAUACAAAUCUACGAAUUUACUUUAAUUCUCUCGAAAUAAUAUUCAUUCUCUCACAAGAAAUGAACACUAAUAUGGGUAAUAAUGGCGGAUUGAUGACGUUUUCAAUGCAGUAGUCGAUUUAUGACGUUUGCUGUCAGUUGUCAUGUCAUAGUUGCUCUAUGGGCGCCAUCUUGGCGAUCUUGAUUUAACUCAAAAACUUAGGUUUAAUUUUAUUUAUUUCUUUUUAUUUAGUUAGAUUUAUUCACAUAGUUAGAUUUGAAUAAAAUCAUUGUAUUUUUUAAAUUUUAACGACGUACAAGACUGGAUCCUGAAAUGGAUCAUUUCCUUUGGGAAAGUGCAUAUUUGUUUAACGAUUUUAAUCAUUGAAAAAAUAGAAUAUUUAUAUAAAGAAGGAAAUGUCAGAAGAAUAUGCCCACUUACGCUUAACCCACAAGAUAUAGUUACUGUAUGAAUUAUAUCGAAAUAAUAGUUUUAACAAUACAUAUUAAGUGAUACGUAAUUUAUAUUACAAUUUGAUUUUAUUAUACACGACAUUAUAUUAUAUUAUUAUUGUAAAUUUUUAUAAAAUAUAUGGCAUGUUAUUUUUCUAA